CCUGUUCUGUUUCCGGUGUGGAUGCAGCCGCAGCAGCUGUUUAUGGUUCAUCCAAAAUGACCAAACUGCAGCUACUGAACGCCUACCUGACGGAGCGGCUGACGGUGGUGGUGAAAGAGAUCCUGGACGUGGUGGAGGACACGGUCACCGAGUACCGGGAGGAGACCGCCAGGACCAAGCGGGAGAACGAGAGUCUCCGGAGGCAGCUGCGGGACAUCCUGCUGCUGGAGGCCGAGACGGAGUGGCUGAGGUCGACCCGGUCCAGUCUGGGUUUUGCGUCUCCGGAGCAGCAGCCCUGUGAUCCAGAGCCGCGGCCGCGGUCAGAGGAGCCCGACUCCACCCUGAACCAGCCCAAGCCUCCUGAGCAGGUGUCCUCUGAGACGUCCCCGCUGCAAGACGAGAAGCCUGCUGAGGCCUGGGAGCCGCUGCUGAAGCCGGACCCUCAGACGGAGAGCGCUUCACCGCUUCCCUCUCACUCCGCAUCGGCCCCUCAGGACCAUGUUAAGGUUCCUGCACUGCGAGAGGAGCCCCGGGCCCCGGCCCUGAUCAAAAGUGAGCCUGAGGAAUACAAAGUGAGUGAACCUGAAGCUCAUACAGACGCUGUGAGGAGCAGGACGCUGGUGGUGCGUGCAGCCCGACAGGAAGCUCAUAGAAACAGGAAGUCCUCUCAGGAGAACCUCGCAGCGGAGGAUGGCACGACGGCCGGUUACAUCCCCGAGCUCGUCCACCGCUGCCCCCGCUGUGGCGAGGCGUUCGGCCAGGCCGGCAGCCUGCGCCUCCACCUGGAGCAGAAGAGGAAGACCUACGCCUGCGACUGGUGCUGCAAGUCCUUCGCGCAGUCGGCGGACCUGCGGCGCCACCUGCGCACGCACACAGGCGAGAGGCCGCACCGCUGCACCUUCUGCUCUAAGAGCUUCAGCCAGAGGGGAAACCUGCGGCGCCACCUGCGCAUCCACACGGGGGAGCGGCCGUACAGCUGCCCGUACUGCUGCCGCACCUUCAGCGACGGAGACACCAUGAAGAAACACAAGCGCACGCAUUCCGGAGAGAAACCGUACCGCUGCGUGCGAUGCUCCAAGAGCUUCGCCAGCGCCAGCGGCCUGCAGAUACACUUAAAGAAGGACGCGUGCUUCGUGGCUGACGCCUGAUUGGUCAGCUGCAGGAUGUUCACACACGUCGCUCGGCAUCAAAACUCCCUCGACUGGAAGGAUGUGACGUUUAUAUUUAAAUGUGCAUCAUCACACAAACUCUUCAUGUCGGGGCACGUCAGGCUGCUGCUUCUCUUCAUCUUCAUCUUCAUCUUCAUCUCCACAGCUUCACCUUCAUCUUCAUCUUCACCUCCACACCUUCUUCUUCAUCUCCACAUCUUCAUCUUCACCUCCACACCUUCUUCUUCAUCUUCAU
Molecule: messenger RNA, 1404 nt
Organism: Cottoperca gobio
Lineage: Eukaryota; Metazoa; Chordata; Actinopteri; Perciformes; Bovichtidae
Product: zinc finger protein 771-like
Exons: 2
Coding region: 57-1148 (363 amino acids)
Biological process (GO): regulation of transcription by RNA polymerase II
Cellular component (GO): PcG protein complex; transcription regulator complex; chromatin
Molecular function (GO): RNA polymerase II cis-regulatory region sequence-specific DNA binding; DNA-binding transcription factor activity, RNA polymerase II-specific
Source: RefSeq, a predicted model, not a curated record